Messenger RNA from Nannospalax galili (Upper Galilee mountains blind mole rat), 5262 nucleotides. It is a transcript of the gene Ppp1r15b, whose product is annotated as protein phosphatase 1 regulatory subunit 15B. Gene Ontology annotation, cellular component: endoplasmic reticulum; protein phosphatase type 1 complex. Bases 35 to 2146 code for a protein of 703 amino acids. Gene Ontology annotation, molecular function: protein phosphatase regulator activity. Gene Ontology annotation, biological process: response to endoplasmic reticulum stress. The transcript is spliced from 2 exons. NCBI's taxonomy places the organism in Eukaryota, Metazoa, Chordata, Mammalia, Rodentia, Spalacidae. The record is from RefSeq and is a predicted model, not a curated record.
UGCGCACCGACUCGAGAAACCACGAGGAGAAGCGAUGGAGCCGGGUACUCCCGGGACUCGGAAGCGGCCUGGCCCGCGCUGGGGCUCCCGGCUCCAGCUGUCCUUCCUCGGCCGGCGAUCGCACGUACGCUCUCCCGACUUCGCUCCGGAAAACCCCGGAGAUCCCACCCUGGCUUCCACCGCCCUGCCCGAGCCUCGGACUAGCUGCUGGUCCAGAUUGCUGUCCCUGCUCUUUGCGCUGCUCCCUAGCUUGCUCCAGAAGCUGCUGAUUUGGAGCCAGCUUUUCGGUGGCUUGAUUCCGACCAGGUGGCUGGAUUUCGCCGGAAGCUACAGCGCCCUGAGACCCUGGAGAGGGCGGCAGGGGUCAGCCACCCCUGCAGUGCAGAAAUCUUUGAGUUCCCUGCGGCUGGACCCUUCAGACGGCUUGGUUGACAGCCCCCUUGACUGGCUAGAGGGGGGACUCCAAUGGCAGUGCUCAUCCUCAGACCUGGAAUUGAAACUUAAAGGCCAGGGCAGAGCUUUGGACUCUGCAGCACACACUUUGCUCCUGGAGCAGCAGCCGUGGGGAGUGCAGAUGUUCCACGGCAGUCUUCAAGCCCAUCUGCUCUCCGACAGCGAGCUAGACUCUUCUUCACUCUCUGGGCCUCUAAACAUUAAGAGCUUAGGCAGUUUCAAGGUAGUUUCCUACUUACUGAACCCCUCCUACCUGGACUGCCUUUCCCAGCUGGAGCUGCGCUGUCGGAACAGCCAGCUGGUGGAUCUCCGCACGCUGACCCCAGAGAGCUGCUCCCUGGUUGAAGAUGGUUGUCAUCCGCAGCCACUUCGGGCAGAGAUCUCGGCAACUUCAUGGCAAAGGUGUCCACCUUUGUCCACUGAAGGCCUGCCAGAAAUCCACCAUCUUCGUAUGAAACGGCUAGAAUUCCUUCAGGCUAACAAGGGGCAAGAGUUACCCACUCCCGAGCAAGAUAAUGGCUAUCACAGCCUGGAGGAGGAACACAGCCUUCAACGGGUGGACCCGCAGCACUGCACAGAUAACCCAGCACAGACUGUGUCCCCUCCCGGAGCCACCCAAGAGCCCACCGAGGAAAAGCUACAAUUGUUGAUUGAAGAGGCUCCACUCGCUCGGGGAAGCUGCCCAUCUUUCGAGUCACCUGCGGAAAGAGAGUCUGAAGAGGAGGACCACACCAGUGUAGUAGUUGACUCUUCGGACAUAGAGGAUGAAGUUCCGGUUUCUGCCAGACCAGCUUGUAGCAACAAAUUGAUAGAUUACAUUUUGGGAGGGGUGUCCAGUGACCUGGACUGCAGCUCGGAUUCGGAAGGUGAGAGUUGGGACGAGGAACCUGAGGAUGAUGGCUUUGAUAGUGAUGGGUCGCUGUCAGAAUCGGACCUGGAACAAGACUCUGAAGGGCUUCACCUUUGGAACUCUUUCUAUAGUGUAGAUCCUUAUAACCCCCAAAAUUUCACGGCAACCAUUCAGACUGCUGCCAGGAUUGGCCCUGCAGACCCUUCCGAUUCUGGGAAGGAUUUGUCUGGCAACUGUGUUCUAGGGCGUUCUCCCCAGGCUGGAAUCCUUCCAGAGACCCCUGACAGUUCUGGGGAGGAAGAUGACUGGGCAUCCAGUGCAGAUGAAGCGGAGAAUCUCAGACUGUGGAACUCUUUCUGUAAUUCCGAUGACCCCUACAACCUUUUAAAUUUCAAGGCUCCUUUUCAAACAUCAGGGAAAAACUGGAAAGGCUGUCAUGACUCAAAGGCAACGGCCGAGGCCCCGGUGGCCUUUUCCCAGUGUCAUACCUUAUUUUCUCGUAAGGUGCAGCUAUUUGGGAGCCCAGAAAAUGGAUGUCCAGACUGUGGGCCGAGUGAGUUUCUUUCUGGAGAAAGAGACAAGCAUAUCAAGAGAAAAAAGGUAACCUUCCUUGAAGAAGUUACUGAGUAUUAUAUAAGUGGUGAUGAGGAUCGCAAAGGACCAUGGGAAGAAUUUGCAAGGGAUGGAUGCAGGUUCCAGAAGCGAAUUCAAGAAACAGAAGAUGCUAUUGGAUAUUGCUUAACAUUUGAGCACAGAGAAAGAAUGUUUAAUAGACUCCAGAAACAUGCUUCGAAGGACUUACACUGUUUUCCAGCAGUGUUAAGAUGUGUGAACAGCCUGUAGGCCUAGCAAACACUAUCUCUUACUGGAGAGGUUUCUUUUAAAGAGAGAUAUUGGCAGCUGCCCUUUAACAUUUUUUUAAAAGAAGCAACUUUUCUCUAGUGGUGCAGGUUUUUUGGUUUUUUUUUUUUUUUGGUGACGUUUAUCAUUGAAAGCACCAAGGUUUCAAGCCAACUCUGACAUUGAAGGAUCUCUGAUUUAAUCCUCUCUUUCUUGGAUGUGGGUUUUGUGAGCCAGUUCUUGACAGUGAAGGAUCUCUGAUCUUUCAUCCCCUCUCUUAGUUGGAUGUGGUUUUUGUUUGUUUGAGAUCUGUCAUGAUAUGUAUGUACUCCUGGUUAGCCUAGGGCUGGCUAUGUGGACCAGGCCAGCCUUGAAUUUGUGAUGAUUUUCUAGCCUCUGCCUCCUGGGAUUUAUAGGUAUUUGACUCCACACUCAGCUAGAUGUGUUUUUAAGCAUCCUUUGCGUGCUUGAAGUGAAAAGGGGACCUUUUAAAUAAUAAUUUUGUGCUUUUCAAAACUUUUUUUUUUCUAUGCCUGAUGAUACAGACCUAUAAUUGUAGUUACUUUGGAGACUGAGGCAGGAAGAUAGAAAGUUCAGUUUGCCUAGGGUACAUAGUGAGUUCAAGGCCAGCAUAAAUAGUUUAGCAAGAUCUUAUCUCAAAAUGAAAAUGAAGAAAAGAAGGGCUGGGAAUAUAGCUCAGUAGUAGCGUGAAGUUGCCUAGUGUGUGCAAGGCCCUAUCUUCAAUUCCCAUGCUCUAAAUAAAAAUAAAUAUUUUCCUGGGAAACAAUAUUUAUAGGGCUUACAUCCCAUAUUUAGUUCUAAUUUAAAUUAUGCAUACUUAUUUAAAAUCUUUGGGCUCUUAUGUGCUUUUCCCCCUUAUAUUCUGAAAUUAAUGAGCAUUUAUGUUUUUCUGUAUAUAUGUAUGUAUCUGUGUACAUAUAUAUGUAUAUUAUAUAUAUAUGUAUGUAUGAGGGAUAGUGAGAUAGGUUCUCACUUUGGCCUUGAGCUUAUGGCGAUCCUGCUUCAACUUCCUCAGUGAUAGGAUUACAGGCAUGAGUCACUGUGCUUGGCUAUAUUUAUUUCAUUGAUUUGACCUAUCUACCUUAAGGCUGAAAAUUAUGUUGUAUAUGUUAUCAACUUAAAGGACGUUAUUGUGAUACUUGUUUUUCUUUAAAUAAUGAUCUGAAAGUGUGUGGUGGGAUUCCUUUUUUUUUAAGGCAUAGUCUCUUGGCCAUAGCUGGACUUAAGCUCACUACUUAGCCAAGGAUAACUUUGUGCUUCGUUCCUCUUGCUGGUACCACAAGUGUGUGUGCCACUACCACGCCCAGAUUUUUUUUCUAUUCAAGUUCUACUUAAAUAUGGUAUCGCUUUUUUUUUUUUUCCCUUUAAAUCAUUGCCGACCUAGUACUUUGCUAUCCAGACUAAACUGAUCUUGCAGACUUGGUGAGCCUUCUGCUCCUGCUUCCCAAGGGCUAGGAUUAUAGGCAUGCACCACCAGGGCCAGCUGGCCUGCCAAAGUUUAAUAUCUAAUAUAUUUGAUUUCUGUGCAAACUGUCCUUUGGAAAGGUUUCUAUGUUGUAGUUCCCAGUGGCUCUUUGUGUCUUUCAAUAGGUAGAAAUUGUAAAACUCUCUAGAAAGUAAUAAUUGCAUCAUAGGUGUUUAUUUUUUAAACUUAAAAGCCUAGAACUUUCUUUUGAGGGAGAUGGGAGACAUCUCAGAAAUUCAGUUUUGUUUUAUAUACUCUUAACAGAAAACCAGUGUUAUUAAUACCAUGCCUCAGCACUGUCACUUUUAAAACUUGUGGUAACACUGUAAACUUGGAACUGUGCAGUUGUGUGAAACGUAAAAUAGAAACUUCAGUCAAUGUCCAGGUUUAUUGUAUUUUAAUGAUGAGAGAAGCAGUAGGAUGGUCCACUGUCAGGAAAGUGGAAACUUGAGGCAUAACACCUAGAAAGUCUUGAGUGUCUUGAGCCCAGAGUUUACAUUUGAAUUGAAGUCUGCAUUAAUUGGGAAUGGGUAUGCUUUUUUAGUUAGCUUUACCUGGUGUGCAUAUGUCAGGUUGAGGUAAUGUAACCACCUCUUUAUCUGUCAGUUCCUAACUCUGUGUGCCUUCUGUUGGAUAGUGGAGAAACAUGGAUCAAAUAGAUGACCACUUAAUUCAGUGUGGGGUGAAUUUUCUCAGAAGAGCUUGCAGGGUAACUACCUCAGUUUAAAAUCCAUCUGGUUUGCUCUAAAAUCUGCCUCCAGUGUUAAUAUAUGUUCAUUCACACACUGAGAGUGCAGCACCAUACAAGAUGGACUUACUUUCACAGAACAUUCUGUGCAUUUUGUGCACCUCCACUUUAGGUAAUCACGGAGUGCAUUUGCAGAGUGCCAUGGGAACAGGCUGGUUAGAAGCAGUGUCAUUUGAAAAGCAGGCAUCAUUUUCCUAGGAAGACAAGAUUUGUGACAAUACAUAGACAUUCUUUUAAAACCGGACUGAAGCAUAAUGAUUAAUUGCAGACACUAGGUUGUUUGAGUUUCUGGGAUCCAGCACCUGUGUGUAUCUGAAAGUAAUGAAACAUCUGUACAGUCAUUGUGUUUUGAAAAUUGUUACCUGAGAUUCCACCCUCACUUCACAUGAGUAAAAGCCUGGUUGAAAAAUAUGCUGCCUUCCUUUAAAAGCGAUCAGAUGGUGGACAGAAGGAUCUUUAAACACUGACUGAAUGAGAAAGGAAAUUGUCAUUUUCAUCCUAGUCCUAGAUGUCAAAUGCUCCCUCCAAAGGAAAAGGCCUUGGUGAAAGGAAGUGCUCAGCUGAACCUUUUACUCAUCCCAGUCCUCUAAUGGUGCUUUAAGGAUCAGUGUAGCACAUGAAAGACUUGUACAGACAGGUAAAUUUUCCAUUUCUGAGUGAUGAAAUGUGAUAAUUCUUUAUCUAUAACUUGAAAUCAAAACUAUCAGAUUUUAUUUUUUUAUAAUUUAAGGAAGGUGAAGUUAGGGGACUAGAAGAUUUCUGAAUUGACUCCUUCAGAUCCAGUAAUUUAAAUAUAACUAGUUGGGAUUUUAUAGUUAAAAUUCUAUUUGUAUAUAAUUGUUAACUAAUCUGUAAAUUGUAAUAAAUAUAUUUGCAAUUCUUAAA